Perkinsus marinus ATCC 50983 is the source of this 1398-nucleotide messenger RNA. RefSeq lists its product as hypothetical. Lineage: Eukaryota; Perkinsozoa; Perkinsida; Perkinsidae. The transcript is spliced from 13 exons. The coding region runs from base 1 to 1398 and encodes 465 amino acids. The record is from RefSeq and is a predicted model, not a curated record.
AUGUCAGAUCCCUCCACAGACAAGAAGGACGAGCCUGAGGCCACGGCUGAGUCUUCUCUAGAACCCCUAGCUGUAACGUCGACACAUGUGUUCCCCAACCUUCGAGAGGAUCAGAUACUUCCCGCCUCCCCCAUCUCCACCCCUACCUCCCUCAGAGCCAACCUGGCUGAGCCUUUUGAAGAAGUCACUGAGGCAUCGUCCGAGCGAGAGAGGCUUCUGAUGGAGUUACUAGCUCGAGAAACUGAGCGGAAGAAGGAAGGGGAGAGGGAAGGAAGGAGUGCAGUAGAGAACUCCGCAGACAGCCGAGACGAUAGGGUGGUGAAAAUGCUAGAGGAGAUGCAGAGGAAUCAGUUGAAGCAACAUGCUGAUCUCAUCAUGGCGUUGAAGGAGAUUACUGCUGCUUCACUUUCGCGGAGCGAAGCUCGUACCGGUGGUGAAGGGCUGAUAGUGAAAGCUGGUGGGGUUGUGAUGGAUGAUGUAGAUGAUGAGGAGGAGGAGGAGAGAGGAGUGGAUAGAAGUGUAGUAGUGACGACUGAUUCGACAGCGGUAGGCAGUGAGGCAGCGGCCAAUACUGCUGAGUCUGGGGAGAAGAAGGACUUAGAAGAAGUCGUUAGAGAGAUGGAUGAUAGGAUGAAGGGCACUGCUAAGAUGCUCUUGGGAAAUCUAGUGAAUAAUCCGAAAUCGGAUAAGUUCAGACGAGUAAAUUUGCGAACCCCUCGAUUCCAAGCGCAGCUCGAUACGGGCUCAGCUGCGAGGAAGUUGAUGGAAGAAGUUGGAUUUAAGGAGGAGGGGUCCUAUCUUGUAUGGAGCCCGUCGACUCGUGAGGGAGAUUGUGAGGACGAGUUGGGUGAGGUGAAGAAGGCUCUAGCGUUGCUAUCAGGCGAGGUUAAGGAAGAUGGGUUCUCUCUAGAGAAUCCUCAGCCACCGGGGCAUCGCCUCCACACUAUGCAUGAGAGGUGGGUGGCGGAGGAGGAAAGGAUCAAUAGGAAACUUGAUCCGCUUGCAAGGAAAAUCCGACAUCUUGUGGACCUACAGAGGGACUAUGUCGCGGAGCGGGAAGAGGCGGAGUUGAGGGGCGCUACAUUCAAGCCAGCUAUUGGUGAAAGUCAGAGGAUGUGUCCAGGGGUGAGCCGGCUGAACGGCUCGAAGGCUGCCUCGGCUGAUGAAGCGACUGAGCAGAGGUGGAAGAGGAGGGAGAGGACAGCGCAGUUGCGAGGGGAGAUAGAGAGGCAGCGGAUGGAGGAGUGCUCCUUUAGACCGCAUAUUAACUCGAAGUCUUCACUCAUCGCCCAGAGGAGGAAUCCCUUCCGGAAGAGUCCAUUCGAGAUGCUCUAUGAAGAUGCUUCCCAGAGGAGGGGAGAUGUUCUUCAAGAGGCUCUCGUGAGUGGUGCUCACUAA